Molecule: messenger RNA, 2289 nt
Organism: Besnoitia besnoiti
Lineage: Eukaryota; Apicomplexa; Conoidasida; Eucoccidiorida; Sarcocystidae
Exons: 1
Coding region: 1-2289 (762 amino acids)
Source: RefSeq, a predicted model, not a curated record
AUGGCCGCUCUAGGCCGGUCGUCGUUCCGCGCGCCUCUCAGGCUGGGCUGCUUCUGUGCAGCCGCUCCUCUCGCGGCCAAGAAUGCCAGAGUCAGGGAUGCGCGCAGCGUGAGAAACAACGAGACGCCCUCCCGGUGCGACGGGCGAGACGCGGUGGGCAACCCGGGCGUCGUUUGUCGCGAGGCGCGGUUUCAGGCGUUCGUCGAACUUGCAUCCAUCCCGCUGAUGAGCAGUAGCCAUUUGCCCGAGGCUUCGGAUCGCUGCGCCGAUCGCCGCGAUCUCGGCGCUCGCUUGUGGCUGAAGCAGGACGCAGGCAGAUCGCUGGAAUGCGCGUUGACAGCCAAAGACUUCCGCCGCCCUCGCGCAAACGCAGGACAAGACAUCCAGGGUAGGGCCCUGGCCGCGUCCGCGCAGAGGCUCGAACGCCCGAGUCCGCUGCUGCCUGCAGUCCAGGUGCAGCUGCCGAGUUCGGUGGCGUCGGGCUGCCCCGCCUCGUUUUCGUCGCCUGCGGAUGCGCCUGAAGGGAAAUCGGCGGACGCGCCUGCGUGUGUGCAUAUCUGCCGCCAAGCGGCAGGAGAGGAGUCCUCGUGUGACGCUACUUCAGGAUCAACAGAGGGGGGGACCGAGCGGGCUGCCGAGGUCGCAGACGAGAGACAGAUAGGGCUCGUGCGGCUCGGUCGCCUCCGCAGAUGGCGUGUAUGGAGCAGCCAGUAUCUCCGAGGGCUGCUUGGCGAGCUGCCGGGAUUUCUUCUCUGCUUGCCUCCGGUGGAAGCGUGUGCCAACGCUGCGGCGCACAGCUGCGGCGAAACGGCGCUCGCGGCGCACGCUGCACAGGGUGGCGAGCGGACUGGCGCGCAGCGGCCGCGGGCUGAGGGCGAGACGCGGGCGAGGGCCGAGCGCGGCAGUGGAGUGGGAGACAGGGACGCACACCAGGUCCAAGGCAUGCGGGCGACGGGAGCGAAUUGCCGGCCGAAGUGUUGCUGUCAGCCAGGGCAUCCAGGUGCUAGCGAAGGGCUGGACGCAGUAGACCGAAGAUGCGUAUUUACCUUGCACCGGACGAGAGAGGGAGGCUCAGAAUUUACAGGGGAGCGAGAGCGGGGCGCGCCAGUGAGGCUCGACCACAGAACAGCCUCGGGGGAAGAAUCCGCAGAAGAGGAAGAUCGGAUUCUUCGGCGGCUCACUCAGGCGCAGGAAGGCGCCUCGUGCUUCGCCCUUGGCGAGGCCGGAGGCAAUGAAGCCGAUACCACGGCGUUACUUCUCGCAUUGUGUUUGGAUCCUGGCCUCCGCCAGGGGUUUCAGGGGAUCGCGAUGGACUGCGUGUUCGCUGACUGUAAGGAGCCGGUCUGCAGGACAAAACUUCCGCUAGAGUCUGGCUCUUCGGGACUUCUUUCUGUAGGGAUCUCAGAGGCGUGUCUCCCGUCUCUACGCGCACUUCUCUGGAAGCUACCCGCCUCCCUGCGCCCUACGCUCCAAGUCGUCCGCUUGUUUGUGGAUCCUGUGGAGCGGGAGGACACCGGGUCAGUGCACUCUCCGCUCUUCACGGCGCAGCCGAGGCAAGAGAGAGUUCCACCUGGGCUGUGCGGUCUCGGGGCGCCUGCGGAGACUUCCGGCUCGAUGUGCGGGGGGACGACUCGCACGCCGCGCUGCUCCGAGGGCAGUGCGAAACAUGGAGCGAUUGGCGGCUGCCUGAACGCGGAGUGCAGCGCCGGUCCGCCUGCGAUGUCUGCGGAACUCGACCUGACGGCUAACUCGUCGUCCGCAGGCAGACGUAGCGGGCUGGGGGCUGUGCGUGGGGUGCCUGGAGGGACGGCGGAGGCGGUUCGAGAGUUCUGGGCUCAUGCCGCCGAGAGCGCUCAGCCUCAGCGACAGACAGAACUUCUACCGCGAGGCAUUCAGGGAGAAGCAACUGGAAGACUAGCUCGCGAUGGGCAGGCUGACGCUGAGAUGGGGGGCUGUGCGUCCGCUGUUCCGGCUCCGUGUUUCGCUGUUGACGGAAGGGGGGAAGGAAAUCUCAGGAGAUUUCUGUUGGAACUGCUCGCGGUAUACACAAGUGUGACCCGCGUUGAAGUACGCAUUCUACGAGGCGACCCCGGAACGAAUUUCUCGGCCUGGAACGUGGAGGAGGCCUCGUGGACGAGUGAAGACGAGUGUUGCUCCUGUUUGCUGUCACAGAGUGCCCGCCUCUGCGCACUUCACGCGGUGCUGCUCUCGCUUCAGUUUGAGUUAGUGGCUGUGCGGCGGGCUCAGUAUGUCUUCGAGACUUUCAUGACGUAUGAGACGCGCGCGUAA